AUGGACAAAAUUGUCCCUGAGCCCGCUGACUCGCUAGAAACCAUUUCUAGUGGUAGAAGCGAGAACUUAAGUGGAAGUUGCGCUGAUGAACGCAGAUCCAAAUUUAAAAGACAGUCCAUUUGGGAUCAGCGCCAUGCUAUCAAACUUUUUAAAUCAGAAGGUUUUACAGUUGAUCAACUUAAGGAGAUUUGGAGUCAAGUUGUCAAAAAAAAAUGUGACCUAAAUUCAGUGAAAACUAACGAUGAUAUCAAGAAAUUUUUGCGAGAAAAAUUUGCACUUAACACCAUGAGACUGGUUUCUCAGGUUGUCUCUGAUGAUGGUAACACUAAGAGGCUGAUGUUGGAGUUGCAGGAUGGACAUACAAUUGAGGCAGUUAUCAUUAAAAACGGGUUAUAUUCCAAUAGUAAUAAAAAUAUCGCUCUAAACACGACACUUUGCAUCUCAUGUCAAGUCGGGAAUAAUAUGGAUUGUACUUUUUGCGCAAAUGGAAAUGAUGGUUUAUUUGCCAACCUAACCAGUGGUGAAAUUCUGGAGCAGCUGCAAAUCGCUAGUACCAUCGAAAAGAUAUCCAAGGUUGCUUUCAUGGGCAUGGGAGAACCCUUAGAUAAUUAUAAAGAAGUAAUCGCUGCAGUAAAGGCCAUGAUUGAUACCGAACAGUUUGGGUUGGAAGCUAGAAAUAUUACAAUAUCAACGGUGGGAAUUCCUGAAAGGAUACAAACGCUUACUGCGGAUGUGCCUGGCGUUUCGCUUUCUUUGGCAGUACAUUCUGCCAACCAGGAUAUCAGGGAGAAUUUAAUACCUUCUGCCAUGAUGUUUUCCCUCACGGAGAUAUUCCAAUCACUAGACAAUUACCUAAACGGGCACUCUACGCUUAUUAGAAAUGGCGUUGGUGAAAAGGUGAUGAUUGAAUAUGUAUUGAUUGAUGGCAUUAAUGAUUCCCAAAAAGAUGCUACAGAUCUAGUAAAUUUGAUCCUUCCAAGAAAGGAAUAUUGCGUGAUCAACCCAUCCUUGUUUACGCCUCCUACAGCAGUGCCUUCCAAAUUCAAAUCGCCUUCACUAGACUCUCUUAGGGAGUUUGUUGCUGUAUUGCAGUCAAACCAACUUGUAAUUGGGCCUAAAUAUGCGGAUAUAAACGAGCCGCAGGUCAGAAGGCAAUUAGAUACAAUUUCUUAUACAGCAAAUGUUGAUACGGAUAGUGAUGGAGCUGGCAAUGAAUUUGUUGGUAGAGGUUACCCUGAAGAGCAAGUUUCAAUGCGAUCUGUGCAAUAUAAGUUUGAGGGGGAGCCAAACUUAUCUGAACCCUUUAAUGUAGAACCUAUCGAGGCAAAUAAGGUCUCUAGCUUUGUGCAAGUUGUUGCUACCAGAAACUCGGGUAAUGUGCCUGAGCCUGAUGCUCCUUCUACAACAAAUGUUCUAAGCAGGCAGGAGCCUGCACAGAUUUCGGCAGAAAUUCCAAAAACAGUCAUUAAACCACACCUAAAAUCGCCAACUAUGCCACCACAAACAGCAACUGGUGCCAAUGUCAUGGCUAGAACUAAAGCAGUGAUUAACCCGGUAAAAACGGCAAUGCCAUCAAAAUCGACAGCCGCCAUUAACAUCGAUACGGCCCCUCCCGUUACAGACAGAACAACUGCCAGGACUAUGAAAUCUGCAUUAAUGGAUUCAGUGGCAUCUUUUACUAACAAGGUCAAGACUUUAGCUGCAUGUGAUUGGAAGGAGUGUUUAUUGGAAUGUAAAAGGAACGCAUGUCCUAGGAAAGUUGCAAAGGAGGUUUGUAAGCAAGUAGAUGAGUAUUACGAGGAGUUUAAGAAGAAGUUGCAGUUUUUGAAGUAUGCGAGCGAUUUUUGGGAUGAAAAUGUGGAGUCUAAAUAUCAUUUUUACGAGAAAUAUGGAUUGGGCCCAUCACAAUGCGUCAUGGCUGUAUCGACCAUCAUUAUGGCAAGCACUAUCGGAUUAAUCUUUGUUUAUAGGUCAAAACGCACAUAG
This is a messenger RNA of Babesia microti strain RI, 1986 nucleotides long. Its product is annotated as Probable dual-specificity RNA methyltransferase RlmN 2. Gene Ontology annotation, molecular function: iron-sulfur cluster binding; catalytic activity. The transcript is spliced from 3 exons. Gene Ontology annotation, biological process: rRNA base methylation; tRNA methylation. The record is from RefSeq and is a predicted model, not a curated record. Bases 1 to 1986 code for a protein of 661 amino acids. Lineage: Eukaryota; Apicomplexa; Aconoidasida; Piroplasmida; Babesiidae.